UGUCAUGCCCGUAUUUUUAGGUUAUGUCUGUUUGUUUGCUUAUAAGUUUUUAAAUGUAAAAUUUUUAAUGAAAAUAAAAUGAUCAAGUCUUCCCAAAAAGGUUUCUACGAUCUAAACGUAAGCGCCAGUUGCUUUACGUCGGAUAAAUUGACCAACGAGACGUUAAAAGUUUUACACGAAUGGGGCUAUAGGACCGUAGCAGUUACCACAAAAAUUGAUACGGAUGCCCAAUCGGGAACGGAAUCGAAAAAAAAGAAGAAAAAAGGCGAAGCUCGAGAGCCAACAGAACUUAUACCAACCCCAUUUAACUUGGAGCAGUUGAGGGAAGCGGCACAGAAGUUAAGCUACGAAUUCACAUUUUUUACUAGGCUUACGUUAGUGUUUUCAAGUCAGGACAAUUUACAUAAAUACACAAAAAGCCUCAACUAUAAAAAGUAUAAUAUAAUUGCCGCCCUGCCCACCACUGUGCCCGCCCUCAGUUAUUGUUGUAGUACUUUGGAUGCUGAUAUAAUAAGUUAUGAUCCGGAAAACCGGUUUAAUUUAAGGCUGAAUAGGAAACAGUACUCGCAGUUAGUAGAGCGAGGGUACCAUUUCGAGCUCACAUAUAGUCCUGCCAUAAUAGACUAUACUAAACGUAAAAAUUUAAUACAUUUGUCACACCUGUACCAUACUACUGGCAAAUCAAAAAAUAUAUUUUUCUCAAGUGGAGCUGAAGAACCGAUUCAUUUAAGAAAUGCUUACGACAUUAUAAGUUUAGGUUUCCUCUUUGGCUUGAAUGAAAUGCAAUCUAAGAAUGCUGUGUCACAUUGCCCUAGGAAUGUAAUAGUAAACGCCAAUGGGCGAUCACAUGGUAAAACUGCGAUUAUGGUGGAAAAUAUGGCCAUGGAAAUGGAUAUGUCAAUACAGAUUCUUUCAGAUGAGGAAAUGGAUACUGAUGAACCCGUGCAAAAGAAGCAUAAGCAGUAACAAUUUGCUAGGUCAAGUGUUAUUAAUGUUUAUACAGUUUAUGUUUUUAUGUAAGUGAAACUACGAGAUACAAAACGUGUUUUUAUUAAAUACCUUUCAAGCCA
This is a messenger RNA of Anthonomus grandis grandis, 1070 nucleotides long. RefSeq lists its product as uncharacterized. The transcript is spliced from 4 exons. The record is from RefSeq and is a predicted model, not a curated record. The coding region runs from base 79 to 966 and encodes 295 amino acids. Gene Ontology annotation, biological process: tRNA processing. Lineage: Eukaryota; Metazoa; Arthropoda; Insecta; Coleoptera; Curculionidae. Gene Ontology annotation, cellular component: nucleolar ribonuclease P complex. Gene Ontology annotation, molecular function: RNA binding.